Messenger RNA from Nymphaea colorata (pocket water lily), 1158 nucleotides. Its product is annotated as expansin-like B1. Lineage: Eukaryota; Viridiplantae; Streptophyta; Magnoliopsida; Nymphaeales; Nymphaeaceae. The transcript has 5 exons. Bases 33 to 788 code for a protein of 251 amino acids. The record is from RefSeq and is a predicted model, not a curated record. Gene Ontology annotation, cellular component: extracellular region.
GCAUCCUUCUCUCUCUCUCUCUCUCUCUCUCCAUGGCUUCUUCUUUGAUGAGCUUCUCAUGUCUCGUGUACUUUGUCUUGCUUUUUCCGACCCUGUCUACCUCCCAGAAUGCCUUUGUGUGUUCUAGGGCCACCUUUUAUGGAAACCCAUACAGCCUAGGAACUGCAAGUGGAACUUGUGGUUUUGGAGAAUUUGGCAGCACUCUCAAUGGUGGCAAUGUUGCAGCUGUUUCUGAUCUAUUCAGGCAUGGUGCUGGUUGUGGUGCAUGCUACCAGGUCCGAUGUACAUAUCCAGGCCUGUGUAAUGAGAACGGGGUGACAGUUGUUGCUACAGACCAUGGUCAUGGCGACCACACUGACUUCAUCCUCAGUGGCAGAAGCUUCUCCAACUUGGCACUUCCAAACAUGGCUGAAGAGCUCAUGGCUUAUGGUGUAGUUGACAUAGAAUUUAAAAGGGUUUCCUGUCAGUAUCCAGGACACAAUCUGAUGUUUAAGGUGACUGAGCACAGCAACUAUCCAUACUACAUAGCUCUUACACCAAUCUACCAAGGCGGGAUGAAGGACAUAGUAGCAGUCCAGAUAUGGCAGGAGGAUUGCCAUGAAUGGAAGGAAAUGAGGAGAGCGUACGGUGGGGUGUGGGACAUGGCUAACCCUCCCAGAGGCCCACUCAACCUGAGACUUCAAGUAAGUGGAGAAGAUGGCCAAAAGCCAAUUAUACCACUUGGGCAAGUGAUUCCUGGUGAUUGGCAGUGUGGAGCCGUCUAUGACUCCAAUCUGCAAUUCCACUAACAAGCUCACACGCAUUCUUCAGAAAGACAGAUUGUGUCAUGCUCCUGUGGCACAUACGCCAUCAGUGAUCUUGUUGAUCUCUUAUCGUCCAUGUGUUCUGAUCAUUUCCUUUCAUCUUCUUGCUGAUCUCUAGCAACUACAUCAGUGUGUAGAACAGUGUUCCGUUCAGUUGAUCUUCUUGUUCGAUUAGAUUCAGUUCAUAGCUUGAAGAUUGGAGAUGAGAAUGUGUUGUUCUUGUGGGACGUUUUCUCGUUUAGAAUCUGUAAAAGUUUUCCUUUUCAUUUGAAAGAUGCUGUCUGUAAUUCAAUCUGCAACUCCACUAAUUACUGGAUGUUAAAAGGAAAAAUAAUUAAUGAGAUUAUAAUAGUAG